AUGGUGAUCAGUUUUGGUUACUGUUCUGAAUGUGGUGGAGAAGAUUGUAGUUACGAUCCUAAUGGACCAUUAGUAAAUUGUUCUUUAUUGUCUGACGAUUUCAUCCGGUGUGAUCCUCCUGUAGACUUGAAAGGAAACUAUUCGGCUAAACAAGCUUUGGGCUAUGGAUGCAUAAAGUUUGGUGGAACACGUUAUGAAGAAGUGGAAAUUACAUCAGUAGUCUGCCAUGUACUCACUGGUAUUGAUUGCUUUGGGAAUAGAACUUUUUUUAAGCCGAAUAUUCCUUGCAUUAAGUAUACCGGCCAUUUUUUCCCCUCUACGUUACUUUAUUCCCUUCUGUUAGGCUUUUUUGGUAUUGAUCGCUUUUGUCUAGGCCAUACUGGUACUGCCUUUGGCAAACUGUUGACGAUUGGUGGUUUAGGGAUUUGGUGGAUUGUUGAUAUAAUUCUCCUAAUUACUGGUGAUCUCAUGCCAAGUGAUGGUAGCAAUUGGAAUCCUUACUACUAA
This is a messenger RNA of Trichoplax adhaerens, 507 nucleotides long. RefSeq lists its product as uncharacterized. The transcript has 4 exons. NCBI's taxonomy places the organism in Eukaryota, Metazoa, Placozoa, Uniplacotomia, Trichoplacea, Trichoplacidae. The record is from RefSeq and is a predicted model, not a curated record. Bases 1 to 507 code for a protein of 168 amino acids.